This is a messenger RNA of Eucalyptus grandis, 2362 nucleotides long. RefSeq names its product probable protein S-acyltransferase 12. Lineage: Eukaryota; Viridiplantae; Streptophyta; Magnoliopsida; Myrtales; Myrtaceae. The record is from RefSeq and is a predicted model, not a curated record. Gene Ontology annotation, molecular function: palmitoyltransferase activity.
AAAUUCGAUUUGUCGAGUGGAGUGGAGUGGUGUGAUGAAUUGCAGAGGGACAAGACAUGGAAGCAAACAGUAAAAUUAAGAUCUGGAGUGAUAUUAACGCCUUUAGAGCUAAGAGCCCCAGAGAUCGUCAUCGUCGUCAUCGAUUGGGGAGGAAGUUGCGGAGAGAUUACAAUAAUAAUAAUAAAUAAAUAAAUAAAAAAAAGGGUCUGGGUUUGGGAGGUUCGAGCUUCGAGCUUCUCCGACUGGGUGUUGGUGGCGAAUGUGAAUCGGGAAUCGGGAAUCGGGAAAGGGGAAAGCUCUGGCUCGCGAUAUCUGGAAACGGCUGUUCCCUGCCCGGGCCAGCAGCAGGUUCGCGCUCCCUCCGCCGCCGUCUCCGACUGGAUGCGGAUGCGGCAAUGCGAUGGACAUCAACCUUUUCAAGCUCUGCUCCGGCCUCAAGUUCCUGGGCUACCUGAUGAUCCUCCUCGUCCUCGCCAUCGUCGCCGUCUCCUACUACGCCGUCGUCGUCCUCACCUGGGCUCCCCGCCUCCUCCGCGGCGGUCUCUCUUCCUUCCUCGCCUUCCUCGUCGUCCUCCUCUUCCACCUCCUGCUCCUUCUGUUAUCAUGGAGCUAUUUUAUGGUGGUUUUGAGGGAUCCCGGUUCAGUCCCCGAGAAUUGGAGGCCAGUACGAGAUGAAGAGAAUUUCGAAGGUGAUGCUUCUUAUUUACCACAUGAGGCCUCGGGGUCAGGCUCUACCUGGCCUUCCUCAAAUGGAUCGGAAGGAAGACCACCUUCGGGAUUCUGCGUUCGUUGUCAAAAUGGAAAGCCACCUCGAUGUCACCAUUGCUCUAUUUGCCAGAGAUGCGUUCUUAAGAUGGAUCACCACUGUGUUUGGGUUGUCAAUUGCGUUGGUGCAUGCAACUACAAGUUCUUUCUUCUGUUCCUGCUGUAUACGUUCUUGGAGACAACGAUGGAUACUUUAGUACUGCUGCCAAGCUUCAUCAACUUCUUUAGUGAAGCGAAGGAUCAUUCCAACUCUCCUGGCAAACUUGCUGUUAUUUUCGUGGCAUUUGUUCUUAAUCUAGCUUUUGCACUGAGUCUUCUUUGUUUCCUUGUUAUGCACGGGUCUCUUGUCUUCAGCAACACCACUUCCAUAGAGGUUUAUGAGAAGAAGAAAGGGGUCAGGUGGAAGUACGACUUGGGCAGGAGGAAGAAUUUCGAACAGGUUUUUGGCAUGAAAAAAGCACUGUGGCUCUUUCCCUUACUUUCAGAGGAGGAUUUAGGAAAAAUACCAGCACUUCAUGGCCUAGAAUUUCCAACUCGCUCUGAUGUUGAGGCGUAGAAGUCUGAAUCAGUUUUGGGCAUCAUAGAUGUUGCCCUUAAACAGCUAGAAUGGAGCUGACAAUCCUAUCUUGUGAGUUGUUAGUUUGCCUGUACAUUCUUUCUUUGAAUAUUGGUUCCAUGAUGCAAAUUUAUUCAUUUGAGUGGAUGAUGCACUUGACCGUCAGGCUGUCAGCUAAAAAAAAGAAAAAGCGAGAAACUAAUGGGAAUUACUUACUGAAAGUAAUGUUUUAGCCCACUUGAUUCUGGUACCUUUGAAUGCUGUAAUUUAUAAUGCAUUAGUUGUAGCUUGUCUUGAUGUUAAGCGAUCUUUUAGUCACAUAAGGCAAGGGAGGAAGCAGUGAGACUUGAACCUCAAUAUUUUGGGAAAGGAUCAGCCGUGAGUCAAUCAGUGGUCUCAGCUUUGCCAGGAUUGCACACAGCAGGACAGGCUAAUGUCAGGAUUCGAAGUUGGUAUUUGCUGUGGGGCUUUAAUAUUCCAAGGGCAAUAUGGCUGUCCCAUUGUUGAGAGUGAUGUGCCCUUGAACUGGAUUGAUGUAGCAAGCCCAGGAGCUGCGGAUGUAGUGGCAAAAAUCAAAUUUCCUGAUUUCUAUGUUAAGUUUGCAGUGACAUCAUUCUGGUGGAUAAAUAUUCUGUGGAGAAUACUUGAGGGUGACUGGUAUUUUACAUGGAGAAUGGUUAAGUGAGGAAAAUUUUUCCUUCAGUCGGUGACUCGUGAGGUCUUUACCAACUGAGCACAACUUUUACAGUUGGGUGAAUUCAGAGCAGUCUUUUCUUUGCCCAUUCUUCUCACUAUUUUCUAAUUGGAUCAAGCUGGGAAGAUUCACUUAAGGUGCCUGCAAAUCAUGGGUUACCAAAAUCUUCUCUGGCCAGCCAGUUUUUUACCAGGGAGGCAAACAUGUUGAAUAUGAUCUUGUGCGUCAUCUGUACAAUAAGGAUAGACAGCCAUCUUAUGUGUUUACGAACUCGACCUAUUUAUGUUGCAUUCUCUUUGUAUUAAGCAAGAUGAUCAGGGUCGAUAUGAUAAAAUGGUUUCUGGAAA